Aaosphaeria arxii CBS 175.79 is the source of this 615-nucleotide messenger RNA. RefSeq lists its product as uncharacterized. The record is from RefSeq and is a predicted model, not a curated record. The transcript is spliced from 2 exons. NCBI's taxonomy places the organism in Eukaryota, Fungi, Ascomycota, Dothideomycetes, Pleosporales. The coding region runs from base 1 to 522 and encodes 173 amino acids.
AUGUCCAUAGCAGUGUCUCUGUGGUUUCCUCUCGGCGUGCUCCUCCUACGACUCCUGAAGGUCAAGAACACCGUUUUGUGGCACGCCAUAUGGCAAGGCAUUGGCCUCGUUCUCCUCCUCGUCGGCUUCGGUCUUGGUAGUUGGCUAAGCAGCAAGACAAACCAUAACGGCGACACACACAUCAUCCUCGGCAUCGUUAUCUCCGUCCUCUUUCUCUUCAUGCCAGCCAUCGGCUGGUUCCACCACAGACACUUCUCCGCGAGGGGAAAUACAGACUACAAGAGACACAUCCACGUGUGGGGCGGCCGCGUGCUUCUGCUCCUCGGCGUCAUCAAUGGAGGUACGGGUCUCAGUCUCUCCAAGGCACCUACAUCGGGCAUGAUUGCGUACGGCAUUCUCACUGCUGUAGUGGGGAUUGGGUACGGAUACAUUUGGUUCCGAAAGGGGCGCCAGCCGGGGUUUGAGAGGGUCAAGGCUCGUCCCAAUGGGCCUUUUGAGAUGGAGUCGGGGACUAAGGCUUGAUCUGGUCAUAUUUGGUGUGAUGAGGAUUGUACUGGCUCGUACGGGAUGGUACUUGGAGGGGGACACUUCGGUUUCGACUGACAUGUCUUCUUG